AUGUUGGAGCAAAUGAUAAGCUUGAAAAUCUCUAUCGACGAAUCAGUCGAGCUACAAACCCGCUGUGCCUUCAUCCUACCACUUGGACAUGUAUCACGGACUUGUAGCAUCUUUGAGCAAAAGUUACGCAAGCCGUACUUUGGUCUCGUGUGCUUGACAAGAUCAUCUUGGAAACUAUCACAUCAUCCGACUUCUCUAGAACAGAUGAAACCCGACAUCUCCCAUUUGAAAGGCCUUUUUAUCCUCAAAAACGAAAUCUCAACAGAAUCUCUCGGUCGUGCAAGGGAGAUUCCAAACAAUGACAAAUACUAUCGAGUCCUUGAGAAAUUGGCAAAACUGCUUGUAGCAAAAGGACCCCAUAAGGCUGAACGGACAUCUCGACGCGUACGGGGACUCUUCAAUGGAAAAUAUGUAUUUGACACGACUGGCGCCUUUCACGUCUGGGAACAUUCUCGUUUCCCUCAAUACUACAUCCCGAUUUCAGAUUUCACCAAAGACGCCACCCUCAAAAAGCUCUCUGCCAUAGAGGAUGCAGACAAUGCCGCCCACCUUGGCUGCCUAACCGUUGCCGACCUCAGCACACCCCGCGUGCUAAUCUUCAACACCCCAGCUCUCGAGAAUCUCGUCAAAGUCGACUUCAAUGCCAUCACCCAAUGGUUCGAAGAAGAAGUUCCCAUUUAUUGCCACCCAAAAGACCCCUACAAACGCAUAGACAUCUUGCCUUCCACCCGACAUAUCAAAGUUGCUCUUGAUGGGGUCACACUCGCCGAAACCUCCAGUCCACUACUGCUGCUCGAGACGACGCUACGUACGCGAUACUAUGUGCCGCCGACAAGUGUGAAUUGGGAGGUAUUGACGCCAAGUCAGACAACGACGCUCUGUCCCUACAAGGGAAGAGCAGAGUAUUAUCAUGUUGAGGUGAAGGGGAGGAUGUUUAGGGACUUGGUUUGGUAUUAUAGGUAUCCCACGAGUGAAAGUGCGUUGGUGGCGGGCUGUUUGUGCUUUUACAAUGAGCAUGUUGAUAUCUGGAUCGAUGGUGUGAAGGAGGUGAGCAUGCGCGAACCUUUUCAUGGCUCCUGUGAUAGAGACAAUGCAUUCAGACUCGGAGAAGGCACAGAGACUCUUGGGUUGAGAUCGAGAACGACACCUGAUAUUCCUGGGGACGGAAAUACCCGCGAUAGGAAGCCGCUGUGCCUGGUAUGCUGGAGAUAUCACAGUCGAUUUCAAGGCUGUAGUGGCGCGCCGCUGCCGUUUAUUGAACUGAAAAGUGGAGAGCAGCCUCGCGAUAUAAGACCCAAUAAAACAGGCUUCGAUCCACCACGUUCUCCGGCUACGAUGCAAAAUUUGGCCGGAACGCGUCCACUGGGGGAAGUGGAGUUGAUGGCUCAUGGCGACUCAGGACAGCUAGGCUUGAUGAGCGGCAAUAAUGACACUGCAUGUGCUGUUGCGUAUUGGAAUGCGCGUUGCCCUGAGCAAGAAUACGAUAAGGAUGUUUCUGUUUGCCAGACCUGCGGUAGGGCGGCGAUGUUUAGUGACGCUGAAAUGGAGGAAUGGAACGAUGUUGUUGGAAGAUUGGCUCCUCGUGACCAUGAGGGCAUCUCUUACUUGGAUGUGUCCGCUCUUCCACAAUACGCGUUCACUCUCUCUUACCGAGACGCCCUCUGCAGGGACUACCACCAGUCGCAUGCAUUCGAAAGUCUGCUGAGUCUCGCGCAUCGAGACGACAUGAUGGAGGAUGAUAAAAUGGAGCCAUCCAACCUUGAGGGGCACGCUCGAGACCCGCCUGAACCGUCAAAUGAUGCUCCAGUGAUGAGCAAGUCCGCUGUAAUCAGCAUGACAGAGUUUGAAGCCUUGCCUUCGUGGUCUGAUGUGGAAGACGAGGUUACCGACGACAAUGAGGAAGCCAUUGGUAAUCUAUCAAUGCAUUCAAUUCCGAAAGGGGUUACACUUGGAAAAUCAGUCAAGAACCGACAAAAAAUGAAUCACAGCAAUGCCACAUUCGAUGCUUUGCUAGAUUGGUCUGGUAUGGGAGUUGGCAAAGAUAGCCCCAGAAGAGCCCUCGAUGUAGCAUCGUCAAAGUCAUCUUCCUGGUAUUCCAGUGACAUCUCACAGGAGCUUGAAUAUCACACGGUCGCUUUUGGGUAUGGUACAGAGCCUAAAACAGAGAUGAGGCAAGACUUACACCCUGUCUUGGAGCCACCAAGAUGCAUUGGAGCUUCUGAGCAGGUGCAUGCUAGGCCAUUGUUGUCUGAUUGCGAAUUCGAUGUUUUACCAGGAUGGUCUGAUGUGGAAGAUGAGUCUCAGGACCAUUGCUGA
This is a messenger RNA of Plenodomus lingam JN3, 2316 nucleotides long. NCBI's taxonomy places the organism in Eukaryota, Fungi, Ascomycota, Dothideomycetes, Pleosporales, Leptosphaeriaceae. The record is from RefSeq and is a predicted model, not a curated record.